AUGGAGGAUAAGCAAAAUGAUCAUAAUAUUGUUGGAUAUUGUGAUUCCGACUACGUUGGUGAUUUGGAUAAGCGUCGGUCAACUACUGGCUAUGUUUUUACUCUUGCAAAAGCACCAGUUAAUUGGAGGUCUAUCUUACAGUCAACAGUUGCUUUGUCCAUUAUAGAGGCAGAGUAUAUGGCAGUCAUAGAGGCUGUAAAGGAGGCAAUUUGGCUUCAAGGAUUGAUGAAAGAUUUGGGAAUUGAACAAAAGCACAUUAAGAAUAUAAAUAAGCCUAUGAUUCUCACUGUGAACAUGGUACCAUGUAGAUCUGGUUUGUGUACAACGCCAUUGCAGGUCACUUCUUCCCAGUUGAUUGCAAGUGAGAUCUUUCCUGUAGCUGUAGUGAAGGCCCUUCUCUACCCUGGAGCCGUAGCAAAUGGCCUUGUCAAGAACUUAACUGUUCCAGGAUGGGAUCACCUACUAAACAUAUAUAACUUGACCGAUGUGAAGGAAGCCCCGGCAAUAGCUGAUCUCCAACGCCUGGAGGUUCUUGCAGGAAGCUACUUCGCUGUGGCAGGAGCACUUGUGGGUAUGAUAAAACCAGGGAGGAUGAGCAUGUUUGGGACGCUUUUGAUAAUCUGGGGCCUAGUCAAGGAAGGGAUACUCGGAAAGCCUGCGAACACCGAUCCCACAACAGCUGUUUAUGUCUACCCAACAAUGUUGAUUGCAUUGAUAUGUGCCCUCUCAUCCAUUAAGUAUGAUGUAAAGAAGGCUGUAAGAAGUGCCCCAGCCAGGCCCAUCGCUAAACCUCUGCAGAGCUCAUCAAAAUCAAAGCUGAAAUGAGUUUCGAGAUUGUAUCACUUUUUAUUGCUUUCAUCCACACUUGUAUUGAAAUUUUCAAGAUUAAUGAGUUAGAACUUAGUGUUCUCCUUCCAAAA
Malania oleifera is the source of this 920-nucleotide messenger RNA. RefSeq lists its product as uncharacterized. The record is from RefSeq and is a predicted model, not a curated record. Bases 1 to 825 code for a protein of 274 amino acids. Lineage: Eukaryota; Viridiplantae; Streptophyta; Magnoliopsida; Santalales; Ximeniaceae. The transcript is spliced from 5 exons.